Messenger RNA from Durusdinium trenchii, 2358 nucleotides. The record is from the annotation of a GenBank genome assembly. NCBI's taxonomy places the organism in Eukaryota, Dinophyceae, Suessiales, Symbiodiniaceae.
AUGCCAAAGAUCUGCAAAGAACAUAUAUUCAGCGAGCACUCCAUUUACCACUCACGGGAGGUUCUUCCACAACCCUGUGCACAAGUUCGAGCAAUCAUAUUCGGUCCCCACCCAGAUACUCCCUUCAGCACGUUUUCGUCCUUUUCCCGACGCGUGUGUGGUUGGCGUGUGUGGAAUGCUGAGCAACCCACGCCUUCGGCUGUCUCCCACUGCCAGGUCGUCAUUGGAGUCCUGUGCGGGAUUGGCAAAGUCUCCACAGAUACGGUCUCCAACACCACAUUUAGCGAGUGGAAGCUGACCGAUUUGGACCUGGACUCCCCUGCUGAGGCCACCCUUGUCAUGACUGGCCGUGCUUUAGAGCACUGGAGCUCUACAGGGGCCAAGGUGGGAGACAUCUUGGCCGUGCUGAACCCUCAGCUCUCUUGCCGCAGUGGGGACCCGGAGGUGCCAGACGUGAAUAGCGCGCCACCGCUCCGCGGUGAGUUGAAGCACCCAACCGCCACGACCUUGCCAGAAUUGCCAGAGACAUCUGCCUCGUUGCCUUCAUCGCCUUCGAAGGUUGAUAGGAAGAAAGCCAACAAGUCAGCUACCACUCGAUCGUUGGGGGCGCCCUCACCGACAUCGCCCAACUCAGUGGCCUCGCAUGUGGAGGGGAUUGAGGGCCUGUCCGAAAGCUACCGGCUGCUGAUUAUACGUUUGGUGCAGCAGCACCUGGAGGAAAUGGCCGCCCUGGAGGACAAGAUCAAGCUCGAAGAGUUUGAAAGGCGCUUGGACUACAACAUGAUGUCGGACACCUGCACGUUAAGUGGUGGCAAGUCCGACGAGGUGCGCCGACAAUUCGAAAAGAUCUCGAGUCGCACUUCGACCUUCGCGAAGAAGCACCGCCGAGAGAUCAAUGCAGAUGAGGUCCUCGAUGCGAUGGGCGAUGAAGAGGAGAUCGAGGAGCUCUUUAAAGCGGAUCCAUUGCAAGAAGGACUUGUGGAAGAAUCAGAACCUCACCUAGUGUUGACCAGAGGGGCCAGGUUUGAGGCAUGGUUGCAGUCCACCUCCUUCGACAUGGUGAUUGCCGGCAUGGUCUUUGUGAACGUCCUUUGGAUGGCCCUGAAGUUGCAGAUUGAUGGCUCCAUCACAGGGAAUGAGAUGGGCAUCUAUGCAGACCCUCCAAUGAGCAAACAAAGUCAAGAUGAGUGGCAGGUGGUCACCAUGUGGGGCGAUGCGCUUUUUGCAGGCCUUUUUACGUUGGAUGUGGGCAUCCGGAUUGUGAUCCUGAGGUUUCACUUCUGGAGAUUCUGGCUGAAUUACGUGGAUGUGGCCGUGACGAUCGUGUCGAUCAUGGAGGUACUGAGCUAUUACGCCAUCCCCAUCAAAAUCAAUGCGGCCCUCUUCCGGCUGUUGCGCAUCGGGAAGUUGGCACGGGCGGUGCGCAUGUUGCCGGUCACGAAUGCCUUGGGGUCGCUUCAGUUGCUUGUCAAGGGCCUUGUGGCAAGCAGGGGUAUGCUUUUCUGGAGCUUUUGCCUGCUGACCUUUCUUCAAUGUGUUGCUGGGAUGAUCAUCAGCACUUUGUGUCGUGACUACCUUUUGGAGCGCGUGUCGGAAGCGGCGAACUCUGUGGAAGUGCGAGAUGUGUUCACACGCUAUGGCACCUUCUCCAGAACGAUGUUGACGAUGUUUGAAAUAUUAUUUGCGAAUUGGGGCCCGCCGGCGCGUAUUUUGGUGGACAAUGUCAGUGAGUGGUAUUCCAUUUUUUUCCUUCUGUACAGGUGUGUCUUAGGCUUUGCCGUGAUCAAUGUGGUCAACGCGAUUUUUGUGCAACAGACCUUGAAGACAGCCAGUUCUGAUGAAGAGCUCUCCUUCAGACAGAAAGAGAAAGACAUCCAGCUGUAUGCCAGCAAGGUGAAGAAGCUCUUCCAAACGAUGGAUUUCUCUGGGGAUGGAGCUAUAAACCUGGAGGAGUUUUCGAAGCUGGUGAAGUCACCCAAAUUGAAGUUUUGGAUGAGCCAACUCGAACUGGAGUACCACGACUUGCUGAGCCUCUUCGAGUUUCUGGACAAUGGCGAUGGGCAAAUCACUUUGACCGAGUUCAUCGAGGGCGCCGCAAGGCUCCGUGGUGGAGCCAAGGCGCUGGACAUUUGGCGCAUCGAGACCAAGUUGGAAGUGCUUUUCGAGGAAGUGCUGAGCAUCAUGAAAUGCUUCAAGGUAGAGAAAGGAAGCCGAAGGCCCAGCGUUCAAUCGAACAAAGAGGGCGAGCCGAUUGCCUCCGGGUCCCAGUCCAUUGUGCAGGACGUGUUCAACAACUCUUUGUACCGGCACAUUCAAAGCACAUCCAGGAACAGGCAGCGCAGCCACGAAGCAUCAUGA